Molecule: messenger RNA, 267 nt
Organism: Caenorhabditis briggsae
Lineage: Eukaryota; Metazoa; Nematoda; Chromadorea; Rhabditida; Rhabditidae
Exons: 2
Coding region: 1-267 (88 amino acids)
Source: RefSeq, a predicted model, not a curated record
AUGUUGAAAGCCUUGCUCGCUGAGGAUCCAGAGGAAAGACCAAAAAUCAGACAUGUCAAAAGGAUGGAGUUCUUCAAAAGAGUGGAUUGGAAUAUGGUGACCGAGCAGGCCCCUCUAAGGAUCCCAGUGCUUGAUGACGACAACGAUCUCCGACACUCCCCGCAAGACGAGAAAGCCAAGGAUCCGGUGGAUGAUCAAACGGACUACAUCCAAGUGUGGAAUAAUCUUUUUAUUCCUCAAGAUACUAAAGUCACUACUCCAUUGUGA